This is a messenger RNA of Penicillium subrubescens, 1812 nucleotides long. RefSeq names its product gamma-glutamyltransferase family protein. The record is from RefSeq and is a predicted model, not a curated record. Bases 1 to 1812 code for a protein of 603 amino acids. The transcript is spliced from 4 exons. NCBI's taxonomy places the organism in Eukaryota, Fungi, Ascomycota, Eurotiomycetes, Eurotiales, Aspergillaceae.
AUGCCGCUCAACUCCAAGGCCGUCUACGCCAAAUCGGACGCGGCCUAUGUGCCCUUUGCUAGUCGGCGAAGCACCGUUCACAGCAAGAAUGGCAUUGUCUCGUGUACUCAACCACUCGCUGCCGCGGCCGGCCAUAAGAUCCUGAGCCAGGGAGGAAAUGCGGCAGAUGCCGCCGUUGCCGUUGCUGCCGGUCUGAACAUGACUGAGCCAGGCUCAACGGGAAUUGGAGGUGACAUGUUCUGCCUCUUCUACGAUGCCAAGACGAAAAAGGUACAUGCGCUGAACGGAUCGGGCCGAUAUCCUGGUGGAGCGACUCUGGAGAAAGUCCGCGAGAAAUUGAACCUCGCUCCUGGGGCUGAGGGUAGUAUUCCCAUGCUCAGUGCGCUGGCGACUACCACGCCUGGUGCAGCUGCGGGAUGGGUCGAUACGAUUGAGAAAUUCGGUAGCGGAAAGGUGUCCAUGGAGCAGAUCCUACAACCCGCUAUUGACAUGGGUGAGAAUGGAUUUCCCGUGUCGGAACUGUCAUCCAAUGGUUGGCAAGAAAGCGAGAAUGACAUCCGUAAUGCAUCUCCCAAUUUCCGUGAGAUGCUUAAGAUUGACCCCUCGGCCAAGGAUGGCGUGCGAGCUCCGCUUCCCGGAGAAAUUAUGAAGAACCCCACCCUUGCAAAGACAUUCCGCACUUUGGCUGCAGAGGGCAAGAAGGGCUUCUAUCAAGGCCGCAUUGCAGAGCAGAUUGUCAAGGUCGUGAAUGACUUGGGCGGUUUGAUGACCCUCGAGGACCUGGCAUAUCACGCCAAGGUCGGCACUCAAGAGACGGAGGCUAUCUCUCUCAAGUUCACUGGCCAGGAUAUCAUCUCCAAGCAAAACCCAGGCACCGAUGGAGAGGCCAACCAAGGUGUGGAGGUCUGGGAGCACCCACCAAAUGGCCAAGGCAUUGUCGCCUUGAUGGCCCUGGGAAUUAUGGAGGAAUUGGAGCGAACGGGCAAGAUCCCUCGUUUCAGCCCAGCUCAGCACAACUCUGCCGAGUAUCUCCAUGCUGUGAUCGAGAGUCUUCGAAUUGCUUUUGCUGAUGCAGCCUGGUGGGUGGCUGACCCGGAUGCAGAGAAGGUGCCCUCAAAGGGCCUCUUAGAACGAGAGUACCUCGCUGAGCGAGCGAAGCUAUUCUCCCCUGACCGCGCGGCCGACAUCUUGGAUCACGGUAGCCCUGCUCACAACCACUGCGAUACGGUCUUCUUCGCCGUGACUGACAGUGAGGGCAAUGGUAUCUCCUUUAUUAACAGCAACUACGCCGGCUUUGGUACAGCUAUCAUCCCUGCUGGCUGUGGUUUCACCCUUCAGAACCGUGGCGCCAAUUUCUCCCUGGAGGCUGGACAUCCCAAUGCAUUGGCUCCCCGCAAGCGUCCCUACCACACUAUCAUCCCGGCCCUAAUUACGAACGUUGCGGAUGGGUCUCUGCAUUCCGUAUACGGUGUGAUGGGAGGCUUUAUGCAGCCUCAAGGCCACGUGCAAGUGCUGCUGAACAUGCUUGCUUUCGGAUAUCACCCCCAGGCUGCGCUGGAUUCCCCACGAAUCUGUAUUGCUGCGCCCACAUCGGAAAGUACCGAUCGGACUAUCUUUGUGGAAGAGGGUAUCACCGAUGAGGCUGUGGAGGGCUUGCGUCGCCUCGGACAUAAGAUUGAAGUUUUGACAGAGUGGAAACGGGCUAUGUUUGGCCGGGGCCAAAUUAUUCGUCUCCACUAUGAUGAGGGGUCGCUUGUAUACAGUGCGGGUAGUGAUCCCAGAGGCGAUGGCAUGGCAUUCCCUUUACUAUAG